Messenger RNA from Homo sapiens (human), 1852 nucleotides. It is a transcript of the gene DPP6, whose product is annotated as dipeptidyl peptidase like 6. The record is from RefSeq and is marked reviewed. Gene Ontology annotation, biological process: proteolysis. Gene Ontology annotation, cellular component: plasma membrane. Gene Ontology annotation, molecular function: serine-type peptidase activity. NCBI's taxonomy places the organism in Eukaryota, Metazoa, Chordata, Mammalia, Primates, Hominidae.
AGGAGCUGGUGGGGAGUAACCCUCCGCAGAGGAAUUGGAAAGGAAUAGCAAUUGCACUGCUUGUCAUUCUGGUCAUCUGCUCCUUGAUCGUCACCUCGGUCAUACUUCUGACACCAGCGGAAGAUAAUAGUCUGUCUCAAAAGAAGAAGGUCACUGUAGAAGAUCUCUUCAGUGAAGACUUCAAAAUUCAUGACCCCGAGGCUAAGUGGAUAAGUGAUACAGAAUUCAUCUACAGAGAACAGAAAGGAACAGUGAGACUGUGGAAUGUUGAAACAAAUACUUCUACUGUCUUAAUAGAAGGCAAAAAAAUUGAAUCAUUAAGAGCCAUCAGAUAUGAAAUAUCUCCAGAUAGAGAGUAUGCACUUUUUUCAUACAAUGUGGAACCCGGUCAGUGAACGCAUGUCAGCUCUGCACUCAGUCCUGCUGCACUUCGGUGGACUCUCACCAGAGGUCAAAGGCUAUCAGCUCACUCCUUUUGUCUGACCAAUGCCUUGGGUGGCUGCUCUCAUCCUGACUUGAGCUAAAUUGGGUGAUCUGCCUGGAGACUUAGAACCUUAUUCCUCCCCCCAACCAUUCCCACUGCCUUUGCCUUGAUCUGGACUCUUCUCUCCUCUUGCCAGGACCAAUGCUGCCGCUUUCCACCUGUCCUUCCCUCCUGUGCAUCCCACACAGCCUGCAGCUAAGCAUGGUUCUGAGCAAGACACAGCUUCAUGCAAAAUAUUGUACCUCUGCUUGAAGACCCAAUGUGAACAUUGCCCAUUGAUUUUUGUUUCUCGAUCCCCAACUUCCCAUGCCCCAAAAUAGCAUCCUGGGACCAUAGAAAUGGAAUUGAGCUUUCUAAAAUGAUUCUGCCCAUCUCCCACUUUACAGAUGAAGAAAGUGAAGUCCAGGAAGUUGACAUUGCCUCAUUCAAAAUCAUGUGACUCAUUAGCAGUAAGUCAAGCCUGUAGCCCAGCUUGUCACCAGGGCUGUUUUCUUCAUUACAUCACCAUGUCUCUUCCUCUUCACUGCCUGCGUGACUAUGUCUCGGCAGUCAAUGGAUACAGCACAGCAUUGCCAGCUUGCCAUGUACAAGGGGGACCUGUUUCAGAUAUUCCAUGGAGACCCUGGCUGGAGGAUUGCAGGAGAGUCCCAGGAGGCAGGACUGCCAAUGGCACCAGGCUUCGCAGCCAUGCACCUGCAGCCCUCAGGCAGCACUGUCCAUUGUCAUACGAGUGUGGCAGGUGUGAGGCAUCGCAUCUGCUCACCCCGGGGAUAAUGCACAGCAGCUACAGGCAGAUUUCGGGCCAGAGAGCAACCGAGUGAGCCUUGCAGCCUCUGCUGCCAGCACAGGCUUGUUCCUUCAACACUGGUGGAGAGAGACACGCUGUCAUCAGGCCCAAGAAAUACUGCCUUCCCCAUCCUAUCCCUGGUCACUGGGUGCCCGCAGAGUGUCCCAGAGGAGGGAGGGAGGGACCCUCCACUGGUUCAAAUGGCCUGUUCUCAGAGAUGCAGCAAUGGACCCUCGUGAAUACUGAACUGAUAAUCAUGGGAAGGAGACUGGCUCUCCUGGAUUCCCUCAUGAUUCCUCUGAGUGACAAUGUGAUGUUGGCCGACUGUGUCUUCUUCAGAAUAUCAUAUACACUUGAGGUCUCCAGGAGCCUCCAAUUACAUUAUUUUCCUGGCUCAUACAGUGACAAGUAAUUCUUAUCCUGGAUUCCUCGUUACUGAGACUUUUCUUGCCUUUUUUGUUAGCUUAUGAUUUAUUCUAGGACUUCCUCCAACAGGUUAUACUUAACUGUCUACCUCAGUCUCUGGAAGUUUUAAAAAUGUUCAGCUAAAUAAAAGAAGUAGAUUCUCCCUGGAAACCAAA